This is a messenger RNA of Anopheles aquasalis, 1194 nucleotides long. RefSeq names its product pseudouridylate synthase TRUB2, mitochondrial. Gene Ontology annotation, molecular function: pseudouridine synthase activity; RNA binding. Gene Ontology annotation, biological process: RNA processing; pseudouridine synthesis. NCBI's taxonomy places the organism in Eukaryota, Metazoa, Arthropoda, Insecta, Diptera, Culicidae. The record is from RefSeq and is a predicted model, not a curated record.
AGUGCUGCUCUGGCCGGAAUCAAAACAAACCCAAUUUUUGAAACAAAAUUUUAGUUUUAGUUAUUAAAUGGCGUUACCAAAGUUAAUAAAAGACGCCCCCACGGUCUGGAACUAUUUGAACGGGGUAGUGAAUCUUUACAAACCCGCCGGAAUCACUGCCCAGCAAGUGCGGAACACCGUUGUUCACAAUUUGUGUAGAGAUCUAAACCUACUAAAUGUACGUCCUGCUCUUCAACGGGUGGUGAUCGAGGAUGGGUUUGACUCUAGCUUGGUUGUGCGAAAAGAGGAGGACCUUUCGGACAACGUUCUGGUAGUGGGGCCUCGCUAUCAGCCGGAAGAUGUAAAAACUAGAUUCUGUGCUAAUCAUGGCAAAUUUACGAGCGGUGUAACUGUUUUAGGAAUCAAUCAUGGAACCAAUCUUGCCUUCCGGUUACAGCAAAACCGAGUGCUACGAGUGUACCGAAUUACCGGGUUCCUCGGCAAGGCUACCGAAACACACUUUGCCGAAUCACGCGUCGUCGCAAGAGCCACUGUUAGUCACAUAGGAUCGGAGAAAAUUGGACGGCUGCUGGCAUCGAUCCAGGCGUCACAUCAACGCAAAAUGUACGAAUUAAGCGGAAUCGAUAUCCAAUCGCAGGCGGCGUACGAUCUGGCAUGCGGAGGCACCAUUCGACCAGCGGACAACAAACAACCGAUGAUCUAUGGCCUUCGGUUAACGGAAUAUCGCAAACCGUUCUUUACCAUCGAGGUCCAUGCGAUGAACGAAACGGAGGCAUACCUUGGCGAGCUAAUUCAUGAAAUCGGCAUUAAUCUUAAGUCCUGUGCUCACUGCGUCAGUGUACGGUGCAUACGGCAUGGACACUUUACGCUCGAAGAUUCGCUGCUAAAGAAGGACUGGAACCUACAAAACAUCAUCAGCGCGAUGGCGCACACGAACAAGCUUAUAAAGAAAUACCCAUCCAUGCUGAUACAAACCAGUUCCGCACUACAAACUCUCGAUACGUCGGUGGAUUGAAACGUAAUCUGUUGUUCAAAGCAAUGGCAAUAGGGUAGUAAAUCUUUAAGACAACAAAGGCAGAAAACGGUUAACAACCGUGUGUGGGAUGUAGACGUCUCGUAACCUUCGCGGCGGAUGGUAGACUCGUGUACGUUGUUCAUGACUGUGAUGAGAGCAAUAGAGGACGAUAAUUUAAU